Messenger RNA from Mesorhabditis belari, 3363 nucleotides. NCBI's taxonomy places the organism in Eukaryota, Metazoa, Nematoda, Chromadorea, Rhabditida, Rhabditidae. The record is from the annotation of a GenBank genome assembly.
AUGAAUUCGGCUAGAGAGCAUCUUUUGGCUACGACUGAUGGAAUUGAUGGAACUGAUGGAAUUGAUGGAAUUGAUGGAACUGAUCGAACUGAUCGAAUUGAUCGAACUGAUCGAAUUGAUCGAACUGAUCGAACUGAUCAAACUCGAUACACUGUUCAUUUCGAUUUUUCUGAUGUGACCCCAAAUGGAGAGCGAUUAAAGCGAAGGAAAUCAUUUGAAGAAAAUAUGGGAGUGAUCGAGAUGGAUGAAAGGGGAGUGAGGAAGAGUCACAGUGAUUUCGAUUGGGAGAAGACUGGAGAUGAUGAGCGGAUCGAGUCUCGCGAUUCACUUCUCCGACUCACUAAUCGUCGUCCUCUCGCUCGUGAGGACACUCGAAUGGUUCUCCAAUCUGGAAUCAGAGAGCAACAAGUGCGAGUCACGGUGGCCAGUUCAUCGUCGAGCGGCUCGGGAGUUGCCCCGUCGCCACCGGUGGUGCCCGGUGAGCGCCGUGAGCGAGCCUCAUUGCCCAAUGGGAGAGUGACACUCGUAGUGCCUGAACAGGAUGACGAGCAAAAAAGUGAAGGGAAACGGGCACCAAUCGGGCCAUUACACGUCACUACUCUCUCGCUACCAUCGACGCAUCGACGAACACCGAACAGUCGACGCGCCUCGACAUUUGUUCGGCGCAUGUCAAUGGCUAUACCAUCACUGACUGCUGAUCCAGUUCCAUUCGCUGCGAAAACUCAAAAAAAAACUGGAAGUGAUAAGAAAACGUUUAUCACUUUAUUUGAUGGAAAAACUUUCCGUGAGAAAGAAUGGCCGAUAAUGGCAUCGGCUGUAAUUCGUCGUCAUGGCCAAAACGUGGCCACAGUCUCACUGAGUCAGCCAGCUUCACAUCACCAAAGACAUGCUGUACGCAAAUUCACGGUAUUGUCAUUGGGGGCUGAUGUGCUGCCUGAAUACAAGCUGCAACCAACUCGAAUACAUCACUGCACCAUCGUUCACUAUUCACCAUUUAAAGCAGUAUGGGAUUGGGUCAUUUUGUUACUUGUCAUCUACACAGCUAUCUUCACCCCCUAUGUGGCAGCUUUUCUUCUCAGAGAGAUGGCAGAUACGAAUCGACGGACGCGACUUUCGGAACCAUUGGAGAUCGUCGAUCUCAUUGUCGAUAUUAUGUUCAUCGUCGAUAUUAUCAUCAAUUUUCGAACCACUUAUGUCAAUGAAAAUGAUGAGGUGGUCUCUCAUCCGGGCAAAAUCGCUAUUCACUACUUUAAAGGAUGGUUUGUGAUCGACAUGAUCGCCGCCGUUCCCUUUGAUCUUCUUCUCGUAAACACAAACUCGGAUGAGACGACCACUUUGAUCGGGUUGCUUAAAACGGCUCGCUUAUUGCGUCUUGUACGGGUAGCAAGGAAAUUAGACAGAUAUUCGGAGUAUGGAGCGGCAGUUCUUCUACUCCUUAUGGCCACUUUUGCUCUCAUUGCCCAUUGGCUUGCUUGUAUUUGGUAUGCGAUAGGAAGCCACGAGCUAGCACACAAGGAAAUCACAUGGUUGCAUCACUUAUCCAAUCAUCUCAAGGAGCCUUAUACGAGUACAAAUGGCACGGUGCCUGUCGGAGGACCAUCUUUACGAAGUCGUUAUGUAACAUCUUUAUACUUCACUCUAUCAACAAUCACUUCAAUCGGCUUUGGAAAUGUUUCUGCGACCACAGAUUCGGAAAAGAUUUUCACAAUCAUCAUGAUGAUAUUAGGAUCUCUAAUGUAUGCGUCAGUUUUCGGUAAUGUUUCAGCGAUCAUACAACGAUUGUACAGUGGAACGGCUAGAUAUCACACAGAGAUGUCACGAUUGAGAGAAUUUAUUCGCUUUCAUCAAAUACCGAAUCCUUUAAGACAGCGACUUGAAGAGUACCUACAACAUGCGUGGAGUUACACAAAUGGCAUUGACAUGAGUGCGGUAUUAAAAGGCUUUCCUGAUUGCUUACAAGCUGAUAUUUGCCUUCAUUUAAACCGGAAUCUCCUCAGCAAUUCGGCAGCUUUUGCCGGCACAUCACCCGGAUGUCUGCGAGCUCUUUCAAUGAGAUUUCGAAUGACGCACGCUCCACCUGGCGACACACUCGUUCAUCGAGGCGACAUUCUCACCGGACUACAUUUCAUUGCAAGAGGAUCGGUGGAAAUUCUCAAAGAUGACAACACCGUGAUGGCGAUACUUGGAAAAGAUGACAUUUUUGGAGAGAAUCCUUUACUCCACGAAGACGUUGGGAAAUCAUCGAGUAAUGUGCGAGCACUCACCUAUUGUGAUCUUCACAAAAUCCUUCGUGAAGAUCUCCUCGAUGUACUCGAAAUGUACCCGGAAUUCGCUGAGAACUUUUGCAAGAAUCUUCAGAUCAGUUGCAAUUUGAGGGACGAAGAACAGUCGAUGAAAAAACGCUUUGACAAGCACAAACUCCUUCGAAUGAGCUCAUCACUGAAUAAAGAUCGAUUCUCGGGUGUUGAACGGGAUAGUGACUCUCGAUGUCGAUCACCGCGUCCUAUGUCAACAAUCUCGGCCUUUCACACUCCAUCAUCACCAAUUGCGCCAUUCGCUGCCGGUCCAAGCACCUCUUCACCAUUGGCUCCAUUCUCAUCCUCGCCACUUUUUCGACUUCCCAACUCAGGCCUUCCCGAUGUGACCCAAGCAGAAGUGCUUGAUAAAAGGCGACGAAGUGGAGCUGAGUCAAGAGGAAGUGAUGAGAGGAGGAUGUCGAUCCCCGGUUCUUCGAGAGCUUCACCACCGGCAGAAGCGGCCCCAUUGUUACGGCGCUCACAUCAAGCUCCUAUCGAACAAGAUGAGGCUUUUGAGGAUAUACGAGCUUUUUCGCGUCAUACAGUCACUGUAUCACCGACCGUGCACGCGCUUUCCCCAGCAACGGCACCAAUUCGGGCAAAUGGGCGAGAAAGCGAUGACACGGAAAAUCUUGCGCAGAUCACUCAACGAAUGUGCGCUGUUGAAAAAUCUUUGGAUGAAAUGAAACGCGAGAUGCGCGAAGAUAUGAAAACGCUCAUUAAACUUUUAAAAAGUCACGGAAAAAUCCCAGGCGAAGUAGCUGAGGAGAGCGUCGACCCAAAGCAAGCCGGCUCAUCGACCAACACAGAAAUGGUUCGUCGUCGAAAGUUAACCCCCGUCACUCAACAGGUCCUUCGGCUAGCUAAUGGUGGCGAAGAGGUUGUGCGCGUGUCUCGUCUCUCGUCUCAUGAACCACCAAGUGGUGGUGGAUCGACAUCACCACAAUCUUCUUCAUCGUUUCCCUCAUCAAAUUCUCCCUCUCCCUCUGGUGGACAGGGAGGAGUGAGGGCUUCUUUAUCGUCUGUAUCCCCAGCGACGACACCCGAUGAGAAUGACACUCUGCUG